Molecule: messenger RNA, 912 nt
Organism: Acytostelium subglobosum LB1
Lineage: Eukaryota; Evosea; Eumycetozoa; Acytosteliales; Acytosteliaceae
Exons: 1
Source: RefSeq, a predicted model, not a curated record
CUUUUGUUGGUGAUCGCUCUUGCCAUUGCAAUCUUGGCAACUUUGACGACUUCCCAACUACAACAAGGUAAAACUACAUCCACCACUAAAGAGGAGUUUGUAGCAAAGAUCGAUAAAUACCUUGACCAGGAGGGUUUGUUUGGUUCUCAUGCCAUCCACUUGGAAGCAGAGGAAUUGUUCCGUGGCGCAUUGAAGCGCAUCCGUGAGAGAUUGGUCAGCCCACCUCCUCUUCCACUUCCACAUCCACUGCCAACCGACUUUGUGCCACCCAUUUACAAUCAGACUGUUAUCGACGCCUUUGCCAGCAAGACCCUGCUCAACCCACCCGUGAACCUCACCUACAACCCAUACUCGAUCGCCGGCUUCAACACAACUCAGAACGACUCUGUGUGCGCAGUAUACUAUCCAGACGAGAGCGAUCGCUCCACCUACUACCUUGUCAACUUUACCUCUGCUGCCGAGGCCGAGGCCAACGGUGCCUUUGUCACACAUCUCCACACAUGUGGCCUGUGCUCCACCACCAAGGACCUGUCGUCCUACAUGCAGUACAUGGACCUGACCAGUCCGAUCCGUGACUGCGCCAUCGUCACAUUCGUCUCCAACGAAGAGUCGCUCGAGUGUAUGAUGCACUCUGUUGGCUUCACUUACGACUGUGCCGUCAUCUGGCUUUACGACGCACUCAACACUCGUGCCGACUGCAAGGACAUCUGUAUCUACGACUACAUUAUGCACACGCCAAACAACCUUCCACCCAACUCGACCAAUCUCAACCCAUGUCUUCAAUGUGAUGAGGACAAGAGUGGACCAGUGUUCAAGGCAGUGGCUGGCCGUACUCGUCGUGACAGUGGAUUGAGAAGUGCCAUCAACAGACCACCAAGUUCAAUCUACAACAUCACUCAUUAUUACUACUGA